Molecule: messenger RNA, 5684 nt
Organism: Malurus melanocephalus (red-backed fairy wren)
Lineage: Eukaryota; Metazoa; Chordata; Aves; Passeriformes; Maluridae
Gene: DCUN1D3
Product: defective in cullin neddylation 1 domain containing 3
Exons: 4
Coding region: 197-1111 (304 amino acids)
Biological process (GO): positive regulation of ubiquitin-protein transferase activity; protein neddylation
Cellular component (GO): ubiquitin ligase complex
Molecular function (GO): cullin family protein binding; ubiquitin-like protein binding; ubiquitin conjugating enzyme binding
Source: RefSeq, a predicted model, not a curated record
CAACGCCAUUUAUUUCCAAGCAUUCUAUGUGGAAGCCAGGGAGCCUGAAGGAAGCUGUGAAGCUAGUGGAAUGAUUCCCUGUGUAGCUGAAACURUGUUAGCUGAGUGCUGCYAAUGGCAUGGUGAGAUGUGCUGAAGAGCAGCUGCGAGGGUGUUCAAGGGCAGGGGACGGCGCUAGAGCUGGGCUGCCAGCACCAUGGGCCAGUGUGUCACCAAGUGCAAGAACCCUUCUUCCACCCUGGGCAGCAAAAACGGGGAAAGAGACUCUGGCAGCAAAUCCCACAGCAAGAGAAGUGCAGUGCACAAAGACGACCAUGGCUCGGCUUGCGGGAAGCUUUCGGGAGACAUUCUUGUCAAUGGGACAAAGAAAACAGAUGCUGCUGUAGAGUCCAGCCAGCCCCCCACCUUUGCUGGAGAUACAAAGAAAGACUCUGUGUGCAGUGCAGAGGAAUCUUCUCUUCAAAAGAUUGGGGAGUUGUUCAGGAGGUACAAGGACGAGCGGGAAGAUGCCAUACUGGAAGAAGGAAUGGAACGAUUUUGCAAUGACCUCUGUGUUGAUCCCACUGAAUUUAAAGUACUAGUUUUGGCUUGGAAAUUCCAGGCUGCUACCAUGUGCAAAUUUACAAGGAAGGAGUUUUUUGAAGGCUGCAAAGCAAUAAACGCAGACAGCAUCGAUGGCAUUUGUGCAAGGUUCCCCAGCCUCCUGAACGAAGCCAAGCAGGAGGAUAAAUUCAAGGAUCUCUAUCGUUUCACCUUUCAGUUUGGCCUGGACUCUGAAGAGGGACAGCGGUCGCUGCAUCGGGAAAUAGCCAUUGCCCUUUGGAAAUUAGUCUUCACCCAAAACAAGCCCCCCAUUUUGGACCAGUGGUUACACUUCCUAAUCAAGAACCCCUCAGGAAUCAAGGGAAUCUCCCGGGACACGUGGAACAUGUUUCUAAAUUUUACUCAGGUGAUUGGACCGGACCUCAGCAACUACAGCGAGGACGAGGCGUGGCCGAGUCUGUUUGACACCUUUGUGGAGUGGGAAAUGGAGCGAAGGAAAAAGGAAGAGGAGACCCAAAGUGUUCUGUGCUCGGACACAGAGGGGCUGUGUGGGGAUGAGCAGACUUAGCAAACAGCACUGACAAAAACAACUCAUUGCCCUUCACGAAAUGUAAACUCUGGAUGUUUCUGGAAAUUACCGAGGCUCCAGAUUUUUCUACUUUACACCUUUUUCUGCCUUGUCUUUGAAAGGGCUCUAAAAUGCUGUAUCAUGUUUUAGGCACUUUCUUAAUUUUGGUUAUUCCUCUUAUUCUUGCCCUGAAAUAUUUGACCCUGGCUACCAGUUAYGCGUUUUUUGGGUUUGUUUUUUUUUUUUUUUAAGACUUCAGAUUAGUAUAAAUAAGUCUGAUACUUCUUGCACAAUGUAGAUCUUUUUAGUUAGGUUAAAUUAACAUUGCUAAAUUAUACAGUGCCAGAUUAAGUUUUUCAUACUACAUCUGUCAGGGCAGGUCUGUACUGUGUGUAGUGCUGUUUACAUUGUUGAAAUUUUAGGCUGUAAUAAUUUUAAGGUUUUAUACCAAGAUGAACAGCAGUGUUAACUAUAAAUGCAUUAAUCCUGGGUAAUAAGUCUCUGAAAACCAACAUAAGCAACAGCUUUUUGUAAUAUGGCUAAUUCCCAUUUGGAGCUAACUCCUAGUGAAUGAGUCCAGAUCAUUCCUUUUUUUGGACUUUCAAACUCAAUGUUGGGAUUGUUUUAUAAAAUUACUGUACCUGUCAGUCAACUGAGUGGUAGAUGACGAUUUGUAUCUAAAUCUCUUUACACAUUCAUGUAAUAAAAGAGCAGUACUACCUCAGUUUUAUUGAAAGUGGACUUGUUGAUGGACUUCCAUUUUCUCUGGAAGUUGUAUUUUUGUGGUUWCAUGAGAAUAUUUUUACUUGACUAAAAGAACCAAAGGUUCUGCUUCUUAAGUUUGCUAAACAUUGACAGAAGCAACACAUAAAUCCUAAGUCUUCAAGGAAAACUGUGGUAUAAUUCUGCUUUAAUUUGUUUGAUUUAUACCURAAGUAUUACCUUACUUGUCUGGCAAGCACAGUACUUCUAUGUAAGGAACUACCUUUUGCAUUAAUAUUGACAAACCAAUUUUUUAAAGCCUAUGUUUAAUUGCUAAAUUGCAGUUAAUACUCCACACUUUCUGGAGCAACAAUAUCGGCAUCUGAUGACAAAGUGAAUUCUUCAUGUGUUCUUAAUGACAACAGUGUAGAUGAGUCAUUUUUAGACUGAUUUGAUAAUAUUUGGAUAGGAGUCAAUUUAUUAUUUUACAAUGCCUGUAUUGGGACUAUUUGCCUGUUAAAAUUGUUGUGACUUAAAGGGAGUUUUAUUAACACUGGUUGAAACUUUUUUGGUUAUUGAUGCUACCUUUUUUAAUUUUAGUAUGUCAACUUUUUUACACCUUUUGGUAAAAGGAUUGAUUGCCAAGGCUUUCUCUGUAGCCAAGUGCUGGCUUAUUGAAUUUGAUAUACUUUUGUUACACACCUUUUAUUUGAAGAGCUGCAUUUCAGCAUCAUAAACCAACUUUAACUGAAAAAGAACCAAAACCAAAACAAAAAAAGGCCUGGGCAGUCAUCCAUAGCAUCUAAUGGCUGCUGUGAUAGAAGGAUUUUAGAGCUAAAGGGAACAGGUUUUAAGAGGUGAGUUUGUGUCCAGGAUGCCAUGCUUUGAACGAGAGAGGAGCAGGAUCUGCCCAAAUUCUGGGAUGGCUUUGUGGUGUGCAGCCUCUGCAGUAGCUUGGCUUGAAGGGCAUAAAUCACUACCAAAAUGUGGGUAAUGCAAACUGUUUAAAAACAAACCCACAAGCCACAGAUACCAUCUCUUUCAUCUAAUAAAAGAAGAGUACGGUCCAUGCUGCUCUUGCUUGCAGAAAAGCUGUGGAAAACAAAUGUGGYUGUUUUAGGUGCAGCUGGAUCUGUCCCUUUGCAGGAGGAGAGCCCUCAAUUUGCUGUUUUAUGGGUAAAUGCACCCAAAGCUUUGUCCUUGCUGCCCUAACCUUCCAUGGCACUAAAGWGUUCAGCAUAAAACCCUUUUCUGGUUCGGUGAGCAAAGCAGGCCAAAGCACUGGUGCUGGAAUUGUUGGAUUUGUGGUGAGACUUUUGCUGGUGCUGUUAUUUUUCAAAGACUAAAAUAAGUUCCCCAACAGAGGCUGCUUUGUUAGGAAAAGUUCCAAAUGGAGACUGAUUUGAUAGUAAAUGAAGACUGUAUUUGUAAGUUUGAGACUCUUSGUUCAUUCAGCUAUUAAAUAUUUUGUUCAUCACUUUUUUUUUCCCCAAAGGAAGUUUUAAAUGUCCAGAGUGUGAAGAGUAACUAUUCCAAAGGGUAGGCAGUGCAUGCAUGCACAGCAGAUGGUGGCAGYUUCUCAUUUGCACCCCACCAAACAGCAGCUCCAAAGGAUGAGGGCUGGAGAUCUUKGAGGAAGGUUUAUCUUGUGUUUGGAUGUGACAGCAGGAGGAAAUCAAUCUGUGGCAUAUCAGGCUCAUUGGGAUGUGUCAGCUGCAGCACAGCUUUUUAAAGGCAGAGGUGAACACACAGGAAAGGAAAAUCUGCUUUGCUGUGGGAAAGGCUGUGAAAUUCCUGGUGGCUGUGGCCCCACAAUGUGUUCAGUGUGGGACAGCUCUGCUCCUGUUCUGCUGCUUCAGCCAGGCAGAGCAACUCCACCUCAGGCAGGGAACUUGCAGAAAUAGCCAAAUGAUCUGUCUAGCAAAGUAUCACUYAUUUGUAGCCUAAUUUCAAUCCUUUAAUUGCCAUUUGCAGAAUGCAGAGCAGACUGUGUCAGGUUUGCAGUGGAGAAGCAGAAGCUGAGGUGCAGCUCUGGGGCAGUGAGCGAGGCCAUCCCACCUUCCCUUGGAGUGCUGCUGAUCUGGGGUGAGGCARAGGCUUUGUGGUGAUUCUGAGAAAYCCUGAUUAAUAUUGGAGCCUGGCAAAAUAUACUUGUUUAAUGGUUAAACUGUGAAAAUCUGUGCAACAGGCCAAAUGCAUUCACUCUGCAUUUUUAUAUAAUUUAAAUCUUCAUUGUGUAGGGCACGGGACUGUAAGUGAGCACUGAUGCUGAUGAAAUCCUUGAAACCAUUGCAACUGUUUAAUUUUUUUUUAAAUUAGAUUAUGCAUUAGGAAACUUUAUGCAUGUAGUAAAUCUGCUGCAACUUGGGAUAAAUAACUAUAGAUAACUAUGUAGAUAGAGUAAUAUACUGGAAAASUGGUCUGAUGUCCACAAUCUGUGGCAUUUUACUGCCUUCUCUUAUAUGCAAAGAAAUACAACUCCUGUAAACUUUAGUCCCUAGUAAUAAAACACUGACACCUGCACCAUAUUACAGUUUGCAACACCUUUAAAAUUUGGUUUCCAGAUCAACUGGAGGCUUUAUUGUGCUAAUUUUUACUUGCAUGAGUGCAUUUCUGAGGUCAAAGACUAUCUAUUGAUUCAAGUAAGGGUUUGAAAGGUCCUGCCCAUAGCUGGCUGUGAAACAUGACCGAGGAAAUGAGCUGGAAUUGAACACCAAAUUGUGAGUUUAYUUGCUGCUGGUGCUAUUCUACAUGGAGAAUUACAGCUUUUAGUACUGUGCAAUGCACAGGAAAAUGCCUGAAGCUGUGGCAGUUGGGAGCUGCUCCCCCAGGCUGGCCCAGCAGAUCUGGAUCAGCCUCUGAAGCAGAACAGCUUCUCAGCCAAGUUAGAGCAGGUUCAGAGCUGAGCUGAGCUUUGCUGAGGACUGAGAGGCUCAGGGGAUGCAGCCCCUCCUGCCAUACUGGGGCUGGGGCAGCAGCAGCUUCACUGCCUGAUUUGUAUUUCAGUCCCUCUGUGUCCUUCAGAGCCUGAAGAACCCAUGGUUCCAGACCUAUGCACUGACCAGUGACCUUAAACUUUUUGUGACACUGUCAACAUAAUAUUGUACCUACAGUUCUAAGCCUUGUUUCAAAAAAAAAGCCCAACAAAGUUAUAGAAACACCAUGUAGUUAAUAGGUGCCUCAAUUGUGAUAUUGUUUGGCUGAGGUUACAUCGUUCCCAUUCUUCAGUAAAUAACAGUCAUUGUGAGUUUUUGGGUCUUGCAGCCUUGUGUUCUGCAGUGUGAUCCUUUUUUAGAAGGUAAAUUGGGCACCUGGUUCUUCCCUUGAGCCCACUCUGCUCAAAGUGUGUGCAUGUGAAUUUAGCCUUUCAUAUUAAAACUUAACCUGAAACUCAAAAUUCUUCAGGGUAGUGCUUCAGUAUAGAGAAAACCAUAUUUUUUCAAAUAAGUAUUAAAGCAAAGAGUCUUGCUCAGAUUUUGUUGUGUGCAAACAAACCCACCAGUGUUAACAUUUUCUCUCUGGACUAGUGAAGAUUGAACCUUUGGUUUUGUAGUGUGARCUGAAGUGAAAUUCAUGAGAUUGUAAGACAGAAGGAAGGCUGCAACUCCUUCACCAUGAAUUACAUAGGURUGUCUACCUCUUGUUCUUAGACUUGAAUGGUUUAAGGCUACCAUCCUUUAAGCCUGGGUGAGUAAUCUAUUUUUUUUUUAAUUGACCCAAGUUAAGUAUUAUCUCUUUGCCAUGGUUGUUGGUAUCCUGUGUUUAACCUGUAUGCAAAGGACCCUUUGGAAGGGUCGGGUCAAGCUGCAAACAAGAGUUGGUUUUUCUGGGUGCUGUUUCUGGAGUGCAGUAGAGACAGAGCAGAGCUGCA